CAUCUACCUACAAGCCCCCCGUAGGCGGCCAGAAAAGCCCCUAUACACCCCUCAAACUCCAGACCUUCCACUUCGAUUUACUUUCGUCUUCUAACCCACCAACAAUUUGCUCUUAAUCAGCCCCUUUCCUUUGUCCCCCACUUCUCUGAGCUUGCUUCUCCUCAUACCACCCUGGGCUCCUCCUUUCCCAGGAGCUGUCCAAGCUGCUCUGCUCCUCUUUUUUCCAGUCCCUCUCCAAGCCAGUAGCUUUUAGAUCAUGCCUGGAGCUAAGCUUGCCCAGAGUCCAGAGGAAGGCGGCGUGUGCAUUACUGAAGCCCUUAUCACCAAGCGGAACUUGGCCUUCCCUGAGGAUGAGGAGCUGUCAGAGAAGAUGUUCCACACGCUUGCUGAACUGCAGACUGUCCGCCUGGACCGUGAGGGAAUUACCACUAUCAGGAACCUAGAGGGCCUCCAGAAUCUUCACAGCCUCUAUCUGCAAGGGAAUAAGAUCGAGCGAAUUGAGAACCUGGCCUGCGUCCCCUCCUUGUGCUUCCUGUCUCUGGCAGGAAACCGAAUCAAGCAGGUGGAAAACCUCCAUGACCUCCCACACCUCCAACUUCUGGACCUUUCUGAGAACCUGAUAGAAACACUGAAGCUGGAUGAAUUCCCUGAAAGCCUUCUCAUCCUCAACCUGACUGGAAACAGCUGCACCAACCAGGAUGGCUACAGGAAGCUGGUGACAGAAGCCCUGCCACUGCUCCUAGACAUGGACGGCCAGCCUGUGGCAGAGCGCUGGACCUCAGACGAGGAGGAUAAAGCCUCAAGCGAUGAGGAUGAGGAAUUCCCAGAGCUGAGAGGCCCAUUCUGCUCAGAGCGAGGCUUCCUCAAGGAGCUGGAGCAGGAGAUGAGCAGACACCAGGAGCGCAGGCAGCAGACAGCCCUGCUGGAGCACCUGCUGAGGGUGGAGACGUGGCCCGCCCUCACCGACCUCCCCCUGCUGCCAGGGGCGCCCAUGGCUGGGGACAGCAGCCCUUCCGUCACUCCCAGGCAAGGGAAGGAGACAUCCCCGGAGCCCGCCUCCUUGCCACAAGCCUCCUCUGCCACCAAGAAACCAUGCCCUCUGGCUUCCAGGAGCCAGCAAAGCACUAUGCAGGCAAGGAAGGGGGCCAGAGCAGCCGCAGCCCCCAAGGCCUCUCUGGCUGGGGCCCCCAGCACGACCAAAACUGUGACCAAAAGAGUCAAGAAGUGAAGUGCAGCUGUCAGCAAAGCCCCAGGAACACGGAGUAACAGGGAGUGCACUGGGCCUCACCGCCUCCUCAGAGCCCUCCCCUGUGGCAGGAGCCUGUCCCCAAUAAAGUAUC
Messenger RNA from Hippopotamus amphibius kiboko, 1340 nucleotides. It is a transcript of the gene LRRC46, whose product is annotated as leucine rich repeat containing 46. Gene Ontology annotation, molecular function: protein binding. Bases 257 to 1228 code for a protein of 323 amino acids. The record is from RefSeq and is a predicted model, not a curated record. Lineage: Eukaryota; Metazoa; Chordata; Mammalia; Artiodactyla; Hippopotamidae. The transcript is spliced from 8 exons.